UCCGCAAUAGGGUUUAUGACCGGGUAAACAUUACAACACGAAAUGUCCCCUUACGACCAAAGUAGAAACUGCAGCUUCUGAACACGGGCUUUUGUUUUCUAUGCUUAAAAUGUAGAACUGUCAUUGGGCACCACGAUUUUGUUCUUUUCACUUCAAUUCCUUUGUUUUUAAGGGCGAUAGAAAUUCUGCGGUUUCAUUAGUUGCAGUUUUUUUGUAAAAAAAAUUAAUGGUAGUAUAAAGUAAUCCGUGCGAGGCGUAUCCAGCUUCCUUAUCUCCCCCAAGUACCUUUGCAAUACUUGGCACUGCUGUGGGUUCAGUCGGUCUCAGCUUCGUAUGAUCGGACGAAGCAGAAAAGCAGGACAUAAAGAGAAAUAACACAAAGGGAUAAACAUGUUGCAGAGCCUCGCCGGAUGGAUAGGCGCUGUUAUUUAUUACCUGUUUGCAUUACUUGUGAUCGCAUUUGCAUGUUACUGUUUGUACAUAAAGUACAUUCACAUGAAGUAUGAUCAUAUACCCGGACCCCCACGAGACAGCUUUUUCUUAGGGCACUCCACUUCAAUAACAAGACAAUUGAAAGCAAACCAGUUGGUGCAUGAUUUAUUCCUGGAAUGGUCUCUCAAGUAUGGCCCUGUCUGCCGACUCAACAUGCUUCAUUAUGUAGCCAUAACCGUCGCAAGCCCAGAAGCCACAAAGGAAUUCCUGAUGUCAUCAAAAUACCCCAAGGAUGCUUUGACCUACAAAAAGCUCUUCGACUUUUUCGGGACAAGAUUUCUGGGAAAUGGCCUGCUUACGAACACAGACCACGAUUACUGGUACAAACAGCGCCGGAUUAUGGACCCCGCCUUUAGCAAUACGUACCUGAGGGGGUUAAUGGAGACCUUUAAUGAGCGUGCGGAGUUUCUGGUAGAGAAGCUAGAAGAAGCUGCGAAGAACAACACAUCUGUGCACAUGCACAGCCUGCUCAACUGUGUUACCCUUAGUGUCAUUGCCAAGGUCGCAUUUGGUAUUGACUUGAAUUUGCUAGAAACUGAUACUCCAUUUCCUAAGGCUAUAGAAGCAUGCUUGAAGGGUAUGGUGAACUAUCUCAGAGAUCCAAUGAUACAGCUGAAGCCGUGGAUGUGGGGUUUUAUUAAAGAGGUGAAAGAGGCCAUACGAUUUCUACGUAGGACUGGGGAAGAGUGUAUCAGGGAGAGGAAGAAUGCUAUCAAGAAUGGGGAGGAGGUGCCAAAGGACAUCCUUACCCAGAUUCUGAAAACCGCCGAACUAGAGGAGCAUGAUGAUCACGAGCAAAUGCUGGACAACUUCCUUACUUUCUUUAUAGCUGGGCAAGAAACCACAGCCAAUCAGUUGUCCUUUGCUGUACUGGAACUUGGAAGGCACCCUGAAAUACUAGAGAAAAUCAGGCAGGAGGUGGAUGAUGUCCUGGGUGUAAGGCAGGACAUUCAGUAUGAGGACCUGGGGAAGCUGAGCUACAUGUCCCAGGUCCUGAAGGAGACACUCAGAUUGUACCCCACAGCUCCUGGAACCUCACGGUGGAUUGCUGAAGACGUGGUCAUAGAAGGAAUUCACAUUCCCGGAGGGCUUCCAGUUGUAAUGAACUCUUAUGUGUCAGGGAGGAUGGAAGCUUUCUUCCCAGAUCCGCUGAAGUUUGAUCCUGAAAGAUUUCACCCUGAUGCCCCAAAACCCUACUACACCUACUUUCCCUUUGCCCUGGGACCUCGCUCCUGCCUCGGGCAAACCUUCUCACAGAUGGAGGCAAAGGUUGUGCUGGCCAAACUGGUGCAGAGAUUUCAUUUCCACCUGCUCCCCGGCCAGUCCUUUGAGAUCAUGGAUAUGGGAACUCUGAGACCCAGCAGUGGAGUUCUCUGCAAUAUAAAAUCGCGAAGUCAGGCUUCUUAAGCCUGGGCUGCCCAGUCCAACAGAUCAUCACUUUACAGUCAGGAUCUUAAUUGCUAGAAGCAGGCUGCAUUCUUCAUAGGGGCAUGUAAGGUUUUAGCUUAAAAAAAUCAACCACUCCAUAUACUCGCAUCUACCAAAUAUCCACUAAUAAAUACAUUUCUGUCUAAAUUUCCUGCAUGGCUGGUACUCUGGCUUAUUGGUUAGCAUUGUUGCUGCUGGCCUUCACGGUCUGUGUGCGUACUUCACAUGUUUUCCUUGAAACAAUUUGUUAUUUUAAUGAGUGAUGUAAUUGAAUACGCAAUGGGGAUCAUAUGCUGUGGUAUAUAAAACAAUACUGAAAAAAUAAAAUCAUACAUGAACUAUUUUAAAUCUUAUUUAGCAGCAAAAUAAUUAAUUGUGAUUUAUACCUUCUCUAAUACAUUUGUUUUUAUUCAUUCUGAAGUUUACCACCACUGCUUUUGCAUGAGCUCUGUCUGUGAGCCAAUCAUUUUCAUUCUUGCUCACUUAUUGCUGGCGUGUUUGUGAGAAAUUGAACAAAAAUGAGGUGAGGCAUUUGUUCUUUGUUGGGAUGAUAUUGAGCAAAUGCAAGUGUUGUCGGCAAUGCUUUGUAUCUGUUGGCAAGACACGCAGCAACAUGUGUAAGAGAAUCUGAUUCUGUUGCUGUUGCUUAUUUCAUAUGUACAAAUUCGGUUGUCAUGGUUGUUCUUGAAAUUCAUGUUCCGUUCUUGAUAACCUAAUUCACAUGAAUCAGUAUAGCAGUAGAAACUUUGCCGAGUCAACUGAUAAACCUUGUUGUAUGGUACUAUUUGUUCAGCUUAGUUUAAUAGCAGAUUCAAGUCAAUCAAGCAACUUCUUAAUGUUUUACAUUAUUCAUUUGCAGCAAAGAGUAAUACCUGAUUUUGUAUUGAAAUAAAUGUUUUGACGCAUA
Molecule: messenger RNA, 2827 nt
Organism: Brienomyrus brachyistius
Lineage: Eukaryota; Metazoa; Chordata; Actinopteri; Osteoglossiformes; Mormyridae
Product: cholesterol 24-hydroxylase-like
Exons: 15
Coding region: 391-1899 (502 amino acids)
Biological process (GO): cholesterol catabolic process
Molecular function (GO): iron ion binding; cholesterol 24-hydroxylase activity; heme binding
Source: RefSeq, a predicted model, not a curated record